Molecule: messenger RNA, 2400 nt
Organism: Vigna angularis (adzuki bean)
Lineage: Eukaryota; Viridiplantae; Streptophyta; Magnoliopsida; Fabales; Fabaceae
Exons: 1
Coding region: 1-2400 (799 amino acids)
Source: RefSeq, a predicted model, not a curated record
AUGGAGGGAAAGUUACAUGCUCUGGAGAACAGAAUGGAAGGAAAAAUGAACGUAGUUGAAGGACGUAUGGAACACUUGGAGAUGACAGUUGACGGGUUGAAGGCGGAGUCGGCGGCAAACCGGCAAGACUUGAUAGCGAUGCGUAAAGAUAUCCAAGAACUGUUACGGCUGAUGGGUGUGCGAAGCAAGCCAAACGGGGAGAGCUCUGACGGGAGCAAUGGUUCAGUCAAUGAUAAUGGGGGUGGCCGGCGCGAUGGAGCCGAAGGAGAAAGAGAAGGAGAACGAUCAGAGAACCCACCGAAUUGGAGGCGACGGGUGGAGUUACCAGCGUUUGAAGGAGCCGAUCCGUUGAAUUGGAUCACUCGAGCCGAAAAAUUCUUUGAGAUACAGAAGGUGGCGGAGGCGGAGAAGAUCGAACUGGCCCACAUCAGUAUGGAGGGAAGCGCCGGUUAUUGGUUUAAAUUUUGGAAGGAAAAGGCGAGCGACCGAACAUGGGAGGGGCUCAAAGAAGCAUUGCUGAUCAGAUUCGAGAGUCGAUACCGGGGCGGUAUUUUUGAGAGGAUGGCGGCGAUCAAGCAAACAGCCACGGUGGAGGAAUAUGUGAAGGAAUUUGAAGCUCUGGCCGGACAGACGAAAGCGUUUUCGGACGACCAGUUGUUGGGAUACUUCCUGGCGGGCUUACGGGAGGAAUUGCGAUGCCAGGUGAGACCCCACGACCCACGAAACUUGAUGACGGCUAUGAAACUAGCACGAGACGUUGAAGAGGCUCUACGAGGGCUAGGUCUGAUGGGGUGGACGCCAUCCAGGAACCCGCCAUCAUGGGGACGAACGACAGGAGGUGGAACAGGGGUGGUAAGAACCGAUCCGCCGAAGAGCCAGACGAUGCGAACGACCCCGACCGAGAGUGUCGGGUCCGUUAGACGUGACAUCACUACGGGAGGCGGUCUAGUGAGAGGCGGAAUGCACGGAGGAAGUGAUGGCCGUGGAAGAAGCUCAAGAAACCUGCCCUAUCCUGAGUUUCUAAAACGCCGAGAAGAAGGAAGGUGCUUCAGAUGUGGGGGGCCAUUUAGCCCAGGGCACCAGUGCCCGGAGAAGAGUUUAAGGGCGGUGAUACUGGCCGAAGAUGAAGAAGAGGAUGUGGAAGGGGAAGAUGUAGAGCCAGAACCUCCUGGCAUGGAGUUAUCGGCAUUCUCGGCUGGUGGACUGACGCAACCUAAAACAUUGAAGUUGCAGGGAAAAGUGGGAGGAAAAGACGUGCUGAUAUUGAUUGACAGUGGUGUCAGCCACAACUUUGUGAGUAGACGGUUGGUGGAGGAAUUACAGUUGGCACAGGAGGAUACCCCUCCCUACCAGGUGAGUCUGGGAGACGGACGUAAGAAAAGGACUAGUGGAUGUUGUCCGAAGGUAGUGGUCGACAUGGGGGGAGUUGCGAUAGGGGAAAAAUUUUACUUGUUCGACCUGGGAGGUGUCGACAUGAUCCUAGGCGUGGAGUGGCUAGCUAAGCUGGGGGAGAUUACCCUUAACUGGCGGGAGUCCACCAUGGCGUUCGACCAUGCAGGAAAAAGGGUGGUUGUUAAGGGCGAUCCGAAGUUGGAUAAGAGGGUGGUCGAACCUGAGAAGUUAAUGAAGUUGAGUGAGGUGGAGGUGUGGGCGUUCGUCUGGAGUUUGGAGGGCGAGAGGACGAGCGCGAAGGAAGUAGAGGGAGAAGAGUGGGCGGAAGAGCCGAACGGGGAUUUGGAGGACAUUUUAACAAGACAUGCAGGGGUAUUUCAGGAACCCACCGGGUUGCCACCUAAUAAAAAAGAGAAGCAUCGGAUUACGUUAAAAGAAGGAACCGACCCCGUGAACGUACGUCCUUAUCGUUACCCGCACGUCAUGAAGGAAGAGAUCGAGCGCCAAGUGACGGACAUGCUGCAUGCAGGGAUUAUACGACCGAGCGUAAGUCCAUAUUCAAGCCCGGUCAUCCUCGUCAAGAAAAAGGAUGGGAGUUGGCGGUUUUGUAUAGAUUACCGAGCGCUCAACCGCGCCACGGUUCCCAACAAGUUUCCAAUUCCCGUGAUAGAAGAGCUGCUGGACGAGCUCCAGGGCGCACAGUAUUUUUCAAAGGUGGACCUCAAGGCUGGGUAUCACCAGAUUCGGAUGAAUAAGGAGGACGUGCAGAAAACGGCGUUCCGCACUCACUUGGGACAUUACGAGUUCCUUGUGAUGCCGUUCGGCCUCACAAAUGCCCCCUCCACUUUCCAGAGCGCCAUGAACGACCUCCUUGGACCCUUCUUGCGGAGAUUCGCGCUCGUCUUUUUUGACGACAUACUCAUCUACAGUGCAACCUGGGGGGAGCAUUUACGACACGUGGAGCAAGUGUUGAGCUACUUACAGCAAAAUCACUGGGUGGCAAAUUAG